Messenger RNA from Alternaria ventricosa, 2055 nucleotides. RefSeq names its product NineTeen Complex (NTC) component (gene CLF1). The coding region runs from base 1 to 2055 and encodes 684 amino acids. Gene Ontology annotation, molecular function: protein binding. Gene Ontology annotation, biological process: mRNA splicing, via spliceosome; spliceosomal complex assembly. The transcript has a single exon. Gene Ontology annotation, cellular component: U2-type catalytic step 2 spliceosome; Prp19 complex; post-mRNA release spliceosomal complex. The record is from RefSeq and is a predicted model, not a curated record. Lineage: Eukaryota; Fungi; Ascomycota; Dothideomycetes; Pleosporales; Pleosporaceae.
AUGGAGGCCUCACGAGGACCCCCGCGGGUCAAGAACAAGGCCGCGGCGGCUGUCCAGAUCUCUGCCGAACAAUUGCUGAGGGAAGCCGUCGACCGUCAAGAUGAGAAGCUCAAGGCGCCAACACAGCGCUUCGCCGACAUCGAGGAGCUGCAUGAGUUCCAGGGGAGGAAGAGGAAGGAGUUUGAGGACUAUGUGCGGCGGAACCGCAUCAACAUGAACAACUGGAUGCGCUAUGCUUCCUGGGAGCUGGAGCAGAAGGAAUUCCGACGUGCCCGCUCCAUUUUCGAACGAGCUCUCGAUGUGGACUCAACCUCCGUCCCGCUAUGGCUGCGAUACAUUGAGAGUGAGAUGAAGCAUCGUAAUGUUCAGCACGCCCGUAACCUUCUCGACCGCGCUGUGACCAUUCUUCCGCGAGUCGACAAGCUGUGGUACAAGUAUGUCUACAUGGAGGAGACGCUAGGCAAUAUCGACGGUGCCCGCUCGGUCUUCGAACGCUGGAUGCAGUGGGAGCCUGAGGAGGCGGCAUGGAGCUCAUACAUCAAGUUGGAGAAGAGACACGGCGAAUUUGAGAGAUGCCGGGCAAUCUUCGAGCGCUUCACCGUCGUUCAUCCGGAACCCAAGAACUGGAUCAAAUGGGCCAAGUUUGAGGAGGAGAAUGGCACCAGCGACCUCGUGCGCGAUGUCUACGGUACCGCCGUCACAACACUGGGAGACGACUUCAUGGAUGAGAAACUUUUCAUGGCAUACGCGAAGUUCGAGGCAAGACUGAAAGAGCUGGAACGUGCCCGAGCCAUCUACAAGUUCGCCCUUGAUCGUAUGCCACGAUCGAAAUCGGUCAACCUACACAAAGCCUUCACAACCUUCGAGAAGCAGUACGGAGACCGAGACGGUAUUGAAGACGUAAUCCUGUCGAAACGACGUGUACACUACGAGGAGCAAAUCAAAGAGAACCCCAAGAACUACGACAGCUGGAUCGAUUUCGCCCGACUGGAAGAGACGUCUGGCAACCCCGACCGAGUCCGCGACAUAUAUGAGCGAGCGAUCGCCCAGAUACCACCCACACAGGAGAAGCGCCACUGGAGACGGUACAUAUAUCUUUGGCUGUUCUAUGCAGUCUGGGAGGAGACAGUUUCGCACGACAUUGAGCGCACCCGUCAAAUAUACCAAGAGUGCAUACGUUUGCUGCCACACAAGCGCUUCACGUUCGCCAAAGUAUGGCUGGCUUUCGCUCAUUUCCUUGUGCGACAAGGAGAGCUUACCGCUGCACGUAAGCUGCUCGGUCAAAGUUUGGGCAUGUGUCCAAAGGACAAGCUUUUCAAGGGCUACAUCGAACUGGAGAUGAAGCUCUUCGAGUUCAACCGUUGUCGGCAGCUGUACACCAAGUACAUUGAGUGGAAUGGCUCAAACUGCCAUACAUGGAUCAACUUCGCCAACCUAGAGCGUGGUCUCGACGACCUUGACCGUGCGCGGAGCAUCUUCGAAAUCGCCGUAGACACGCAAGAGAUGGACAUGCCAGAAGUUCUAUGGAAAGCAUACAUCGACUUCGAGGAGGAAGAAGGCGAGUACGGCCGCACACGCGCACUCUACGAGCGCCUCCUCGAAAAGACCGACCACGUCAAAGUCUGGCUCUCCUACGCCCAAUUCGAACUCGGCGUCCCCGACGAAACCACCCCCGAAGACGACGAAACAAUCAGCGAGCUCGCCAAAUCCCGCGCUCGCCAAGUCUUCACCCGCGCGCACACGCGCCUCAAGGAGAAGGACCUCAAAGAAGACCGCGUGGCGCUUCUCUCUGCGUGGAAAGCGUUCGAAGACGUUCAUGGAACAGCGGAGGACAAGGACAAGAUCGAGAAACAGAUGCCCCGCAAGGUCAAGAAGAGGCGUAAGUUGGACGACGACAGCUUCGAGGAGUAUGUCGAUUAUGUUUUCCCGGCCGACGACGAGAGUGCGGCGAAGUUGGCCAAGCUUAUGGCGAAUGCGCAGAGGUGGAAGAUGGCGCAGGCUGCGAAGGCGGCUGCGGAAGAGAAUGGGGAUGCGGUGGAUGGGGGUGGAGAGUAG